Molecule: messenger RNA, 5484 nt
Organism: Heterocephalus glaber (naked mole-rat)
Lineage: Eukaryota; Metazoa; Chordata; Mammalia; Rodentia; Bathyergidae
Gene: Neu3
Product: neuraminidase 3
Biological process (GO): oligosaccharide catabolic process; ganglioside catabolic process
Cellular component (GO): cytoplasm; membrane; intracellular membrane-bounded organelle
Molecular function (GO): exo-alpha-sialidase activity
Source: RefSeq, a predicted model, not a curated record
AGGGCGGGCGGAGGAGGCGGGGCUGCGGCCGAGGCUGGGUCUCGGUUGAGGGAUGCCCCGCCUGGUGGCCAGAGGUUGGUCUCGUUUCCCGGCCCGCGAGCUACUGACUGUCCCCGCCAGCUCACCGACGUGACUUUUGAUCUCCGAUCUGUCUCCAAGUGUCUGCCGCCACUUUCAGGCCAGCUGCCGGGUCUUUACUUCUCGGGGUUUGUCUUCAUGUCUUCAGUUAACGUCUCUUCCUGUCCCUCUCUGCUGUCUCCUUCUCCCCAGCCCUGGAGCGACACGGAGGAACUGGGGUCCCGCGCAGAUGUCAAGGAAGAGGUGACACCAUGCUCCUUCAACAGCCCUCUGUUCCAGCAGGAAGACAGGAAUGGGAUUACCUACCGGAUCCCAGCCCUGCUCUAUGUGCCCCCCACCCGCACCUUCCUGGCCUUUGCAGAGAAGCGUUCCACAAGCAGGGAUGUGGAUGCUCUCCACCUGGUGCUGAGAAGAGGGUUGAGGACUGGACACUCAGUACAGUGGGGUCCCAUGGAGCCACUGAUGGAAGCCACGUUGCCUGGGCAUCGGACCAUGAACCCUUGUCCUCUUUGGGAGCAGAAGAGUGGCUGUGUGUACCUGUUCUUCAUCUGCGUGCAGGACCACAUCACUGAGUUUCACCAGAUUGUGUCAGGCAGGAAUGCUGCCCGCCUCUGCCUCAUCUGCAGCCAGGAUGCUGGAUGCUCAUGGAGUGAAGUAAGAGACUUGACUGAGGAGGUCAUUGGUUCAGAUAUGGAGCAAUGGGCCACGUUUGCUGUGGGUCCAGGUCAUGGCAUCCAGCUACAGUCAGGGAGGCUGAUCAUCCCUGCAUAUGCCUACUGCUUCUCUCACCGGUUCUUUUGCUUCCCGCUGACAUGCAAAGCCAGACCUCAUUCCCUGAUGAUCUACAGUGAUGAUUUUGGGAUCACAUGGCACCAUGGCAGGCUCAUUCAGGACCUGGUGACAACGGAGUGCCAAGUAGCAGAGGUGACCAAGACAGGUGGUCACCCUGUGCUCUACUGUAGUGCCCGGACACCAAAUAGGUACCGGGCAGAGGCUCUCAGCAGUGAUUGUGGUGAACACUUUGAGGCACAGGCCCUGAGCAAACAGCUUUGUGAGCCCUCACAUGGCUGCCAAGGCAGUGUAGUGAGUUUCCAGCCUCUGGUGAUCCCAAAUAGAAGUCAGAACUUUAGUGACAAAAGUUCUCCCUCCAUUCAGCAGAGCCCUCCGCUGGACAGUUUAUUGAAACUGGAGGAAGUUGCUGGAACACCAUCAGAAACAUGGCUUUUGUACUCACAUCCAACCAGUAAGAAAAGGAGAGUUGACCUUGGCAUCUACCUCAACCAGAACCCCCUGGAGGCUGCCUCUUGGUCCCACCCCUGGAUCUUGCACAGUGGGCCCUCUGGCUACUCUGAUCUGGCUGCUGUGGGGGAAGAGGGCUUGUUUGGGUGUCUGUUUGAGUGUGGAACCAACCAGGUGUGUGAGCAAAUUGCCUUCUGCCUAUUUACAGACCAGGAGAUCCUGAGCUAUGUGCAGAAGGUGACCAGCCCUCAUAGGAACCUGUGCCAAUUCAAGACUAAAUAAUUAGCUGAGGGACCUAGCUUUCUAUAGAAGGGAGAGCAGAGGUUACUGAUGUCUAUAGAGAAUGCAAAAAAUUCAAUAUUUUGCUUCCUAACAAUUUUUCACUUCUCCUCCAAAGAGCAAAAUGAAAAUUUUGCCAUAGCUAUUGAAUCCUAAAGAUCACUGAACUGGGAGUUGGGAGACCAUGAUGUCAUUCUGGCUCUGCCACUGACCUGCUUUAGGACCUUGGACAUGUCACAGGAACUCUCUGGGCCUCAGGUCUCCCUCUAUAAAAUGAGAGGAGUGGUUCUGUGAUUUCUUGUCUUCCCAUUACUAGGAGAGGCAGAAUGUCUGCAUGCUCCAUGAUCAGCAAAUUCUGCUGCAUAAAGUACUCUGAUCUUCACAUGGAAAUCAGAAGAUUUCUGUUUUCAGUGACUCCUCAUAUAGAUAUGAGGUUAUGUACAGGUAUCAAGGCAAGAGCUGGAUAGUUUGUUCAUUUUUUAAUAACAAAACCACCUUUUGUCUUCUAAUCCUGCACUGAUCACUGCAUGCUCUCUAUCCAAGAGAAAUGAAACAAGUCAGUAGAAUCAUGAAGUCACUUACCUUCUCCAGCUUUGCAACUUUGCUCAACCUUCCCUCUUCACCUAGAAAGCAAAUUUCCUAGGGAGAAAAAUGAGAAGCUCAAUGCCAGCAGCCCUUGACAGUGGUGAUUAUUGCUUCUGAUCCCAGUACCUCUAUGGAAAAUGAUCCUAAAGUUCAUUUAACUAUUUAGGAUGGUCCCUGUUGGGAAAAAAAUAUAGGUUAGAACUUUAAAACAUUGGACAAGCUGGGCAUGGUAAUGCUUGCCUGUAAUCCAGCCACUUGGGAGGCUGAGGGAGGAGGAUCUCUUGAGUCUAGGAGUUCAAGGCCAGCCUGGGCAACAUAAAUGAGACUCUAUCUCUAAGACAAAUCUACAAGAAAAAUGGACAAAACUUCCCCUCCUUAGGAGCUGACAAUUUAUGGAGCUAGAAGAGGGAUAAAAUUUGAGGGAAAAAUGCUGCUGGUAGAUAGUUUGUAGAUGUUGGGCUAUAAGGUGGGGUGAUGGUAGCUCCUGAUGUCAUUGCGUUAGUUGCAUUUUCAGUAGACUUAGAGUCAUCUGUCCAAGCUGCUGGGUUUCCCCAAGUUUGUUUUACUCGGAAUGUUAUUAUAGCCCAGCUACUUCUUUACUCAUGGAAUUGGGCUUCAUCAUUAGGAAGGUCUUUGGACUCCCAGACCUCUGAAUUGGGACAAUAUGUUUGGAUGUACUAGAAUUAAACAUGUGAAGUAGGGAUGCCUUUCCAUCUGAUAGCUUUGAGGCUGAACUUAGCCAGUGCUGGGUUCUCAGAUGAUGACAGGUUGCUGUUGUGACAGGAAUUCUAUUGUGAAAGAUUUAUUUUUGUUGCUAUUAUUAUCCCUAUUUUAAGAACAUAGUGCCUUAAAUGAGUAUACUUAGAACUGGGUAAUGACUAUGGAGAGUAAGUUUUGUCAUAAAAUAUGGUGCCAGGCUAGGCUUGCAGUUACACCAGUCACAUGGAUAACAGUCCCACAGAAUGAAAAUAGAGAUUGACUCUACCUACUUCAGCAUAUUGUUUAAGACUGUGGCUUAAAGUGGUUUAAAAAUUCCCUUAGCCUCUCAUACUUUUGCCAAAAUAACUUUUCUAAACAAAGUUCUGGUCAUUCACCCACUCAUGUACACCUUUGUCUCAAUCUUUCUUGAGUGGCUAUGCAUAAUGUAGGGUACAUUCUGCUGCUCUUUCUAGAUUCAAAAUUGUGACUUACCAUUGAUUACUGAAGGAUGUGUACAUUUAGCCUCACAUAAAGGACCUUCCAGUUUUGGGGUAAAAGAAUGCAUAAAUACUUCCUUAUAUGAAGCCCAGUGUCAGAGAGGACUUGUGUAAAAUUAGCAAAUGAAGGGUGGUGGGGGUCUAGGAAUGGGCUGGAUUGGGGCACAGGGAAGGACUGGGGAAGAAGAGAGAAGUAAAAGAGCACUCCCCUCCUGAGAGGUAGAAACUCCAUGGUCAGCACAGCUUUCUUGAGCACUAUGCCCUAACUAGACAGGAAUAAGAAGGAUGGCUAAGUUUAUCAUGACAGAAAAAGGAUGAAAAGAAUGAGACUAUCAAGACUUCUUUAAGAUGAUCCAAGAAGGCAGUUGAGGAAGGGACCUUGGUUACAUGCAUGUGUGAGCCAGAGAUGUCUAAUACAGUACUUAUAAGUGACCCAUCGCUGUUGCCCUCUCUUAUUCUUUCCCCCUUGCCUCAUGUUUGUUUCUCAGUGACUAGCAGUGGAACUCUUGACUGGGAAAGAGCCUAUGUGUUUUUCUCAGGAGCUAUAAGAAAAGAGUUGGGACAUAGGAAAUCCAGACUGUGGACUAGAGGCAACAACAAGAGUGGGUGAUGGCAGCUAUGAUGAAGAGUAGAGCAGACAUGAGUCCUGGCACUUUUAGGAAGAGAGAGAACAUGGCACAGACAUGAGGCCAAGGCUAGAGAGAUGGUGGGUGAUUGCUGCUGUGACAAAGAAAUGACAAUAGGUUGGAGCUGUUCCCUGAAACCUAUGGGAAGGGAGAGAGACCUGCACAGGCCUGCAGCCUGGCCUGCUGAGGAGCUCAUCGCAACCCUGUACCUUUAAGCCAACUCAAUACGUCCAUCUUCCAAGUGACCAACAAUGACAGCUGUAGGCACUCCAGCUCUGUGCCAGUCACUCAAUACCUGCAUGGCCUGGGACCAAUGUUGAACUAUUGGUACCCUUACCGAGUCCAUUUUAACCACACUCAGGCUGAUGGUGUAGAAAAGUUAGGGAAGGUGGUAACAGGUGUGAAGAAUAAGAAAAAAACUGAAAAGGAGGCCUUUAUCUUUAGGUAUGAAUAGAGGACCAUGUAGGUUGUAGCCCUUUGUCCUCAGAAGUCCCCUACCCUGUCCUUUGGACUUUUAGAAUGGUUCCAUUCAGCACAUAAGGCCUACCACUGGAAGAACAGGGCAGCAUGGAGGGAGCCUCCCACCCAUUCAGACUGUUCAGCUCACUGGUCUCCCCUCAGAUGUGGCAUAGGUAAGAGACUUUUCACUUUUGUUUGUUGAGUGGGUCACCCUUCGGUUGUAGGAUUUGAUAACUCUGCUUUGGCCAGGUUCAGCUGCUUAGUCUUCUCCAGUAGGCUCCAUUUCUGUGCUACCUGAGCUCACAGACUGAGCCUCCCUUUGAUACUUUUCAUAGGCUGCUAUGUACCAUUAUCAGUGCUGUGCCCUCUUCAGCCUCUGUUAGGCUCAGGACUCCUUGAGAGCCACAUCUGUCUGACUUUUCUCUGUCCUUUUUACCUUGAAUCACAAUGAUUUAUCUAUAAAUAAAUGCUUUUUCUAUCACAUUCUGAAUUAUUGAAGGUAAGGACUGAUUUCCCUCUUUGUCCUCUGUAGCCAGCAUAGGGCCUAGAACAGAGUAGAGAGCAAGGAAGAUGCUGAAUGAGUGAAUGAGACAAAAACUCUUGGCCUUUUAGAGCUAAUUAAGGAGGCACAGAGAAGAUUUUGCAUCACUCUGUGGGUUUCACAGCAUUCAAAAUCUGCUGAACAUUCGUGCUAAGUAAGUGUUCUUUGUGCUGACCUGCUUUCCUGUUAGUCACAGUACUUUCCAGAAAUGGGCUUUUUUGUGGCCCUGCCUGGAUGUCCCAAGAACCAAAGACUGAGCCUAAAGCCAAACUAAAACGAAAGAGUUCUCAUUUCACUUGUGUUUCCCCUCUGUCCCUGGUGGGAUUCACUAUAACUGCCACUCCUUCAGUUGCCAAGGUUCAGCAUGGUCUGAGUGUAUCUUAGCUCUGUGAUGCCAACCACCAGAAAUACUCUGUGUGGCAUAAAAGCUACUAUCACUCUUGGAAUCAAGAAUAAUGAAUAAAGAGCUUAAUUCUGGUGA